ACGGACAUUUCUUGUAGGUGCACUGCGGAGAGUCUUUUCAACGGUUCCCAAGAUUGUUGGUUGGGGGUAGUGUGCUGUAUUUUUAACUGUCCUUGAUCAUUCUAAGCAGUUACUGCAGCAUUAUCUUUCCGAUUGUUCGGGAUACAUACUGUGAAGUGAAGGCGUACCACAACAUCAUAACAUGCCCAAAAAUAAAGGUAAGGGAGGUAAAAAUCGACGACGAGGUAAGAAUGAAAACGAGUCUGAGAAGAGAGAACUUGUAUUUAAAGAAGACGGACAAGAAUACGCGCAGGUGAUUAAAAUGCUUGGAAAUGGCAGAUUAGAAGCAAUGUGCUUUGAUGGCUCGAAGAGACUUUGUCACAUCAGAGGGAAACUAAGAAAAAAGGUUUGGAUAAAUACAUCCGAUAUUAUAUUGGUUGGAUUAAGAGAUUAUCAGGACAACAAAGCUGAUGUUAUUCUUAAAUAUAAUGCAGAUGAAGCCAGAAGCUUAAAAGCAUAUGGUGAACUUCCAGAGCACGCCAAAAUUAAUGAAACCGACACAUUUGGGCCUGGAGAUGAUGAUGAAAUCCAGUUUGAUGAUAUUGGAGAUGAUGAUGAAGAUAUUGAUGAUAUCUAGUUGAGGCGUAUGCUGUCCUUAACCCUGGAAAACUUCAUAUCUUGUUCUGGAUUUCAUUUAAGUGUUCCCGUGGAAGAUCAACAAUGCUAGCAUGGAUGCAGUUUGAGAAUGGACAGUAUAAAGUGCAUCUCCAUUUUAAUGUAUUUAUGGUUUCAUUUUCUAGCUGUGAACAUUUAAGUGUUGAAGUAACAAGAAUGGCUGUCGUCAAUAAAAUGUCAUUUUCCUUUUA
This is a messenger RNA of Protopterus annectens (West African lungfish), 845 nucleotides long. RefSeq names its product eukaryotic translation initiation factor 1A X-linked (gene EIF1AX). Gene Ontology annotation, cellular component: cytoplasm. Gene Ontology annotation, molecular function: translation initiation factor activity; RNA binding. The record is from RefSeq and is a predicted model, not a curated record. The transcript has 7 exons. Gene Ontology annotation, biological process: translational initiation. Lineage: Eukaryota; Metazoa; Chordata; Ceratodontiformes; Protopteridae. Bases 182 to 616 code for a protein of 144 amino acids.